This is a messenger RNA of Calypte anna (Anna's hummingbird), 1542 nucleotides long. RefSeq names its product chromosome 8 C1orf52 homolog (gene C8H1orf52). NCBI's taxonomy places the organism in Eukaryota, Metazoa, Chordata, Aves, Apodiformes, Trochilidae. The record is from RefSeq and is a predicted model, not a curated record. The coding region runs from base 15 to 566 and encodes 183 amino acids. The transcript has 3 exons.
CGGCAGGCCCCGCCAUGGCGGCGGAGGGAGGGGACCCGCUGAGCUAUUUCGCGGCCUACGGCAGCUCCAGCUCCGACUCGGAGGCCGAGGAGCCGCAGCCCGACGAGCGCCCGGCGAGGGACGGCGCGGCGGCGGGGGGUAGCCCGGGGCGGCGGUCGAGGCUGCCGCCGCCCGACGAGCUCUUCCGUAGGGUGUCUCAGCCUCCCGCCUUCCUCUACAACCCGCUCAACAAGCAGAUCGAUUGGGAGAGCCGCGUCCUGCGGGCGCCCGAGGAGCCCCCCAGGGAGUUCAAGGUGUGGAAGAACAACGCCGUGCCCCCGCCCGAGACCUACAGCCCGCCCGAGAAGAAGCCGCCGCCGCCCCCCGGCGUCGACAUGGCCAUCAAGUGGUCCAACAUCUACGAGGACAACGGGGAGGACGCGCCGCGGCAGGGCGGGAAAGCCAGGCUGCUGCCGGAGGAUGAGCAGGAGCCGCUGGAGUCCGAUGGUGAAAAAGAUGAUGAACCAGUUUCUGCUAAGAAACGUAAACGAGACUCUGAGGAGCAGACAAAGAAGAAGAAGUUGUAAGCAGGGUGUGCCAGAUGUAGCCAUCAUGACAAUUUCAAUUAACUUGGAUUCCUCUGCUGGAAUGGGAAACAAAUACAUGUUUACUGAAUUUCUCUGUCCUGUUGGAUAGGGAAUGUUAUUUCUGUAGUAUACUUGCCUUUUGGAAAGCACAAAAUUAAAUGGACAGUGUCGUGGUAGAAAUUUGUCUACUGAACAAAAUUUAAAUCUGUUCUUUUAAUAUAGGGAUUUAGAAGAGGGAUUCAUUAUGAUGGAUACUUGUGCUCGUGCAGGUUACAGGUCUUCAUGGUAUUUUGUUUAUCAAGAAACCUGGUGGUACUGUGAGGUUUUUAGGACUGACUUUUCCAUUGUGUCAAAACCUUUUAUAAAGGAGUAUAUACUGAAGAUUCCUUAAGUUCUGUCCUUAUGAUAUGUUUGCAUAAUGUUGUUUUGAAAUGUAUGUAAAAACUGCAAAUACGUCACUGGAAUAAAAUUGCAUUUGAAAACAUCUGUGAUAUAAACACUGCAUUGCAUGCUUGGUGAAUAGGAGGGAUGAUUUCUGUACUGUAUGCACUUCUUAUGAUGCAACAGAUUCCUCAGGGUUUUGUUUGUAAUAUACAGCUGUAAACUGAAAAAGCAUGGACUUAACAAUGGAGUUUAAUAUUUGAUAAUUUGUUUUGAUGUUAUUUGAUCUGCAUCAGAGAAACAUGCAUCUAAAUGGUGGAGGAAGAAUUGAAGUGUUUAACUUAUUCUCUGUAAAAUUGAAAAGGGAAUUUAGAUAUUUAUGUGGAAAAAAAUAUUACAAAGCUGUGAUAGAGUCCUUACUGCCAACUGGUAUUUAACUCAGUACAAACAGUUGGCAAUCAUCUUAAAGUGCUAAUCAGUAUUUGUGAUACAUUGCUGCAUGGCUUUUGGAUCUGUAUGUUAAAAUGUACCAGUAAAACUGGGUUGGAGGGGGGCUUAUUCUAGCUUUAUUUUCAAAUAAAGCUUCUGUGCCUUA